This is a messenger RNA of Paramacrobiotus metropolitanus, 1945 nucleotides long. RefSeq lists its product as uncharacterized. Lineage: Eukaryota; Metazoa; Tardigrada; Eutardigrada; Parachela; Macrobiotidae. The record is from RefSeq and is a predicted model, not a curated record. The coding region runs from base 168 to 1730 and encodes 520 amino acids. Gene Ontology annotation, molecular function: oxidoreductase activity, acting on a sulfur group of donors, disulfide as acceptor. The transcript is spliced from 13 exons.
ACUCGUUUAAUACGUGUAGUAGUAAUAUGUGUCGAAACUAGCGGUUUAUUUUGUGCAGCACACUCGUCCGUUGGAGCAGCAAAAUGUUCGUGCAACAAUUCCACAUUAUCACAGCAACUUUUAUAGAUUUAUUUACGAAUUUCCCAAUUUGAAACCGAAUCUUCAGUAUGACUGGAAAAGAUGCAGUUGUAUUAGCGAAAUGGGCGGUAGCGCUCUUCAUGGCACUAGCGAUGAUCUCGGUGAACAUGGUGGAUUCUUACCCACGUCCACAGGCGUAUCCAGGAAAAUCUGAAGUUUCGGUCGAAAGAAACGAAAGCGCACCACUGCUGUUGGAGGUGUAUUACGAAUCCUUGUGUCCUGAUAGCGUGGACUUCCUGUUGCGGCAGCUGCUGCCAGUUACGCGGAAGAUCGGCAACAUCGUUCGGGUUGAGCUGAUACCAUUUGGAAAAGCAACGUGGCAUCGAUUAGGGGCAGAAUACAUUUUCCGGUGCCACCAUGGGCCUCCAGAAUGCAAGGGCAAUCGCAUACAGACAUGUGGAUAUCAUUUUCUAAAGCAGCAAAACGAAACUGCAGCAUUGGAAUUCGUUUACUGCACAAUGCAGGCUUACGAUCCGUCCACAGUUGCCGAAAGAUGUGCCAAGAAAUCUGGUUUCAGUGGAAAAGCCUUACUGGAUUGCACUAGAAACUCAGCCGGAAGCCAUCUACAGCACAAAAUGGCUCUGAAAACCGAAGCUUUAAAGCCGAAACUGACAUGGGUUCCAUGGCUUGUUAUUGAUGGUGUGCAUAAUGAUCACAUACAACGUCUGGGAACCAGCAACUUGCUUCAUUUGUUGUGUUCCAUGUACAAGGGUCACUUACCAAAUAUUGAUAAAGAGCUGCAAAAUGAUAACGACAUCAUCGCAAACCUGUUGCACCUUGCACCAGCAAUGCGCUUAGUUUUGUAUAAAAACAACUCGCACACAAAGUCUUGCAAGUGUGCACGAAUAUCUAAAGUACCGGCAACUGGAACUGCACCUGCAACCAACUCAAAAAUGCUGACUUCCGGUAAAUAUAUGCUGGUGCUGACUAGCUUAACGAUUGUGUUUGCGUGCGCCUCAUCGAAGCUUCAUCACAAGAAGAAUCACCAUUCCCAUCGAAGAAUUCGGGAUGCAGCGCCAGUACUUUUAGAAGUUUAUUAUGAAACACUAUGCCCGGACAGUCGUGCAUUUAUCACAAACCAGCUGUAUCCAACUUUGCAGCAGAUCAACAGCAUUAUGAACGUGUCCAUGAUUCCUUACGGCAAAGCAACGCAAAAACAGGAUGGCGAUAACUGGGUUUUCACCUGCCAACAUGGACCAAGGGAAUGUGUUGGAAACGUAAUUCAAUCUUGUGCUCUGAAAUAUUUGCCGCUGAACAACACUGACCCCGCUACAAAAAUUUCUCGCGUUUUUACCCUAAUUAACUGCAUGGAAGCCGCAAAAGAUCCCUCAUCCGCUGGACCUGAUUGUGCGAGCCAGCAAAGCAUUGACUUUGCACCUAUUGACAAGUGCUCGAAAAGUUCAGAAGGAAACCAGUUGGAACACACUAUGGGAGUGCGAACGGAAUCUCUGGAUCCCAAACUGACUUUUGUGCCCUGGAUGGUCAUCAAUGGCAUUCAUACCGCCAGCAUGCAAUCGCGCGCUUUGUAUGACCUUUUGGGACUCAUCUGUGAUACGUACACUGGACCAAAGCCGGCAGCUUGCAAUGAAUGAUUUGUGCCAAUAAAGAAUUACCGUAUUAAACGACGUCCUUGGACAUACGUUUACAUGGAUUAUAACUGAUUAUCGGACGUGCUUCUUCAAUUCUGCUCUUGUUUAAGAUUAAAAUGUUUAAAUUAUGGCUUAUAAGUUAAGCCUAGCUCAGCAAAUUCUGCCUGUUUAGUCUUCAUUUCUUACAAUCAUGCUCAUUAAAUAACAAUUUCUUUUUA